CUCUAGGCACGAGAUGCUGUGGAGGAGAGGAGCAAGACACACAAAAGCGAAUAUCUUUCUCCCUUUCUCCGGUGAAUCUGGAAUCCCAAAAUCCAGACUCAGAAAAAUGGGUCAGUUUCAGGUCCACUAUCUUCAAACCCUUCUCACUAAACCUCACUACACUUACUCCUCCCACCACCCAAUCCCCAUCAUUUGCUUCUCUCACCGUCCCAACCUCACUCUCACCUUCCCUCACUCCCAAACUCACCCCAAACCCACUAAACCCCUCCACCUCUCUCUCCCCACCGCCGUCCGAUCUCGCAUACUCUGCAAAUCCACCGGCUCAGAAUUUGACAUCCUAUCACAGCCAGAAGAGAGAAGAAGGCCUCACAGACGCGCCAAUGGAAUCUUCUGGAUUCUUCUCAUUAAUAUUGGGGUAUACUUGGCUGAUCAUAUAUUUCAGGUCCGUGCAGUUAAAAUGCUCUACUUGCAUCAUAGUUACCCUGAAUGGUACCAGUUUCUAACAGCGACAUUCUGUCAUGCUAAUUGGAACCAUCUUUCGAGCAAUCUUUUCUUCUUGUAUAUUUUCGGAAAGCUAGUUGAAGAAGACGAAGGGAAUCUCGCACUGUGGCUUUCUUAUAUUCUUACAGGUGUUGGAGCAAACCUUGUUUCGUGGCUUGUUUUACCGACGAAUGCAGUUUCUAUCGGAGCUUCUGGUGCUGUGUUUGGAUUGUUUACUAUCAGUGUCCUUGUAAAGAUGUCCUGGGACUGGAGGAAGAUCCUUGAAGUUCUUAUAUUGGGGCAAUUUGUUUUAGACAAGGUUAUGGAAGCAGCCCAAGCUUCUACUGGAUUAGCAGGCCGCGGAGGCUCCUCUUUGAUGAAUGUCAAUCAUAUUGCACAUCUCUCGGGUGCUCUUGUUGGCGUAUUUCUAGUAUGGCUUCUUGGUAGAAUUCCUUCAGAACCUCCAGAACAAGAAGGAUUGGAUCUGAAAAAGAAAUAGGCAUAGAUCGAUAAUUAGAGUACUCUGGAACUGAUGUGUCACUAUUGCACCACUGUCUCUGUACCCUAAUUUUGGGUAAUCAUUUGUAAAUGAUU
Molecule: messenger RNA, 1074 nt
Organism: Fragaria vesca subsp. vesca
Lineage: Eukaryota; Viridiplantae; Streptophyta; Magnoliopsida; Rosales; Rosaceae
Exons: 7
Coding region: 14-979 (321 amino acids)
Cellular component (GO): membrane
Molecular function (GO): serine-type endopeptidase activity
Source: RefSeq, a predicted model, not a curated record